GGCAGCGCCGCGCCAGAGGUGGCCUCUCGAGUCGUGAACGUGGCCUUCGGUUCCUCCGAUCCCUCCCUCCCUCUCCAACCCCCGCGGCGCCUUCUCUCUUACCAGCCGCCGCCGCCGCCGCCGCCCCUGCCCCAGGAGGCUCAACUGCCGGCUACGCCGUCGCUUCCUGGGCAUCUCGGUAGCCCUCUCCGCCCGCCCUCGCCUCCAGGUCGGGGGCCGCCGCCUGGGGCGCGCGCGCGCCCUCGACCCCAUACGGCCGCCGGCAUCUGGUGGAUGCGCCGCCGCCAUUGCCGCGGGUUCCUUCUCGCUGCCGCCGCCGCCGCGCCGUCAUUCAUGGCGAGGCGUCGCCGGGAAAGACUAGAGCUUUAAUCCAUGCUAUUCAACAUCCCGCACUGCAAAUCACAAGCUCCAGUAGCCGCCGCCGCCGCCGCCGCUAUCCCCAGCCGCUUCUUGUCCUCCUCCCUGCCGGCGCUGGUCCCGCCGCCUCCGCCUCUGCCCGAGGAGAACCCGUUCGCCGCGCUCCUCGCCUCUGACCCCCCACCCCCGGAGCCUCUCCGUCUGGUGCUCGCCGCGGGCGACGUUCGCUCCGCGCUCCGCGGCCUCCCGGGCCUCGCGCGCCAGCUCUUCCGGUGGGCGGAGGCCACCCCGCGGGGCUUCCCGCGCACCGCCUCCGCGUUCGCCGACGUCCUCGUCCCGCUCGCCCAAGCCAACCACCUCCGGGCCGCCUACCCCGUCUCCCUCCGCGCCCUGCACCUCGGCCUCCUCCUCCCCCUCGUGUCCCUUCUCCUGUCCGCUCCACACUCUCCCUCCAGCCGGUCCCUGCUCAACCUCCUCUUACGCUUGUCCACCAAGUUCCCAGCCCAAUGCGGAGCUCAGGACCCCGCGCCCACCACCUGUUCGACGCUGUGCCUUGCCGCCUUCCGCGAGAUGGCGUGCCACGGUGUAGCCCCUGAUGUCAAGGACUGCAACCGCGUGCUGCGCGUGCUUCGUGAUGCAGCCAGGUGGGACGACGUUUGUGCUGUGUAUGCAGAGAUGCUCCACCUUGGGAUUGAGCCAAGCAUUGUGACCUACAAUACUUUGCUGGAUUCUUUCUUGAAGGAGGGAAGGAAGGACAAGGCUGCCAUGCUGCUGAAGGAGAUGGAGAGGCAGGGGGGUGAUAGCUUUCUGAAUGAUGUCACAUAUAAUGUGAUGGUUAGUUGGCUGACCAGGGAAGGUGAACUGGAGAAGGCGGCAAGGCUGGUUGACAGCAUGCGGUUGUCCAAGAAAGCUUCAUCGUUUACUUACAGCCCACUUAUCACAGCAUUGCUUGAAAGGGGUUUUGUGCAAAAGGUUGAAGCUUUGCAGGUGGAGAUGGAGAAUGAGGGCAUUAUGCCUACAGUGGUCACAUACAAUGCUAUUAUUCAUGGGCUGCUUAAAACUGGGCAGGUAAAGGCUGCGCAGCUGAAAUUUGUGGAAAUGAGGGCGAUGGGCUUAAUGCCAGACUUGAUCACAUACAAUUUGUUGAUAAAGGGUUAUUGUAAGGCAGGCUAUUUGAAGGAGGCAUUUUGGUUGCUUGGUGAUUUGAGACGUGCAGGGCUGGAACCAACAGUUUUGAAAUAUAACAUUCUUAUGGAUGGUUAUUGUAGAUUAGGUGAUUUAGAAGAAGCUAGGAGAUUGAAAGAGGAAAUGGUAGAGCAGGGCUGUUUGCCAGAUGUUUGUACAUAUACAAUUCUCAUGAAUGGUUCAUGCAAGGUGAGGAGCCUUGCUAUGGCAAGAGAGUUCUUUGAUGAGAUGCUGAGCAAAGGUUUGCAGCCAGACUGCUUUGCCUAUAAUACAAGGAUUUGUGCAGAGCUAACCCUAGGGGCUAUUUCCAAGGCUUUCCAGUUGAAGGAGGUGAUGGUGUUGGAAGGAGUAUAUCCUGAUACAGUCACAUACAAUAUUCUUAUUGAUGGAAUGUGCAAGACUGGUAACCUGAAAGAUGCCAUAGAUCUGAUGAUAAAGAUGGUCAAUGAUGGUUUACAGCCUGAUUGUAUCACAUAUACCUGCUUGAUUCAUGCGCAUUGUGAAAGAGGACUCCUAAGAGAAGCAACAGAACUUCUUGAUAACAUGAUCUCAGAUCGUUUUAAACCCUCAGCUGUGACCUACACCGUUUUAAUUCACGCAUACUGUAGAAGAGGAAACCUUUAUUCAGCAUAUGGUUGGUUUCGACAGAUGCUGGAGGAAGGAGUUGAGCCUAAUGAAAUAACAUAUAAUGUGCUCAUACAUGGACUAUGCAGGACAGGCAGAACUCAACUGGCUUAUCGUCAUUUCCAUGAGAUGCUGGAAAGGGGAUUAAUGCCAAACAAAUAUACAUAUACUUUGUUGAUAGAUGGGAACUGUAGAGAAGGCAAAUGGGAAGAUGCAAUGAGAUUGUAUUUUGAGAUGCAUCAGAAUGGUAUUAGUCCAGAUCAUUGCACACAUAAUGCCUUGUUUAAAGGAUUUGAUGAAGGCCGCAUGCACCGCACAAUUGAGUACUUGGAGAAUAUUGUUUUGAGUGAGUAGAUUGGUCUCCCUGAAAGAUUGACCUAUUGUCCUUGCUUUGCGGAUAUGUCCUUGGUGGUGCAUGGCUGCUGCAGAAGAAGGGAGCCACCUCUGGAUCAUCCACAGGUAAAGCAAGGAUGUGGCAGCAGGGAAUGAGGACCUACAACUACAUCUACAUCUUGCAACGAGAGAAGCAGGAGCAGCAUUUGACCUAUUGGAAGACUGAUUCUGAUGAGAGCAUCAAGUUUGACCUACCAGAGAAGACAUCUUUCCUGUCAAGCUUCAUUUGAAGAAAAGAUGAAGUGAACGAAAGUGCUCUGAAGCGGUCGAUCAGGAUCAAGAGCGACCACAACGACGUGUCAGGAAGGCAGGCUGGCAUCCAGAUCAAUCCAUGGGCGUUGAUCAAGGUGAGCAAGGAGAAGGCGACCGUAACCGCCGAGCGCACACGUGAGCGGAUCAGACAGAUGCUGCCAACAUCACCGCUUGCUGUGUUGUCGACGCGGCUGUUGCCAGCCUCCACCUGGCGAUGCCCCUUGCCCCUGGUGCCUCUGCAUCUUGAAAGGAUGUUUCGGAUUUGAAUGUACCUCUAUUUCCAACGUCUGAUUAUAGUAGGCACGAUUCUAAGGUUGCUUUCUUGCUUCUGAAUGCUGGCUGUCCGUUACAACAUCUCCGUGAUCAGAUUGGUGAAGAGGAGAUGAUACAA
Panicum hallii is the source of this 3202-nucleotide messenger RNA. RefSeq names its product pentatricopeptide repeat-containing protein At1g22960, mitochondrial-like. The transcript is spliced from 4 exons. Gene Ontology annotation, molecular function: protein binding. Bases 373 to 2520 code for a protein of 715 amino acids. Lineage: Eukaryota; Viridiplantae; Streptophyta; Magnoliopsida; Poales; Poaceae. The record is from RefSeq and is a predicted model, not a curated record.